Molecule: messenger RNA, 828 nt
Organism: Metarhizium album ARSEF 1941
Lineage: Eukaryota; Fungi; Ascomycota; Sordariomycetes; Hypocreales; Clavicipitaceae
Product: chitinase
Exons: 2
Coding region: 1-828 (275 amino acids)
Biological process (GO): carbohydrate metabolic process
Cellular component (GO): extracellular region
Molecular function (GO): chitinase activity
Source: RefSeq, a predicted model, not a curated record
AUGCCAGACCGAGUUCAAAAGACAAUUAUCUUGUCCCUCGGGGGUAUGAACUACUCUCAGGGCGGCUGGGUCGACGCCCAGGACGCUGAGAAGGCGGCUCAGUCUGUCUGGGACAUGUUCGGGCCCGUACCACCCGGGGGCAACGUCGAUCGGCCCUUUGGAUCAGCUGUUGUCGACGGUUUCGAUUUCGACUUUGAGUCAACGGCCAACAACCUUGAAGCCUUUGGCGCCAAACUGCGAAGCUUGAUGGACCGCGCUGGGAGAAGGAGGUUCUACCUCACGGCUUCACCCCAGUGCGUGUUCCCUGAUGCUGCGAUGGCGCCUACCCUCCACAAUGCUGCAUUCGACUUUGUCAUGGUACAGUUUUACAACAACUGGUGUAGUGUUUCCAACUUCCAGAUAGGAUCCGCCACCCAGAACGCCUUCAACUUUGAUGACUGGCCCUGGUGGGCGAGGCGCAGCCAGAAUCCCAAGGUCAAGGUUUUCCUCGGUGUCCUGGCCAACAAAGGCGCAGGUGCCGGCUUCAUCCAUGGAGAGAAGCUCAAGGUUGCCAUUGCCUACUCCAAAAAGUUCAGCAGCUUUGGCGGCGUUAUGAUGUGGGACAUGUCCCAGCUUUAUGCGAACAAACGCUUCCUUGCCGAAGUGGUCAACGCGCUGGCUAAGUGGGUUUUAAUUUGUAAAUUGCCACGGUUGGGGGACUGGCGAGAUGCGUGGACUCUGUACAAGCGGCAACCGGUGCUGGGAUAUGUCACCAAGUGGUUCUUGCCCAGUCGGCAUCUUGUAUACAUGUUCUCCACUACCGUGCUGACGUGGGAUAAGGCACAUUGA